Molecule: messenger RNA, 1005 nt
Organism: Colletotrichum aenigma
Lineage: Eukaryota; Fungi; Ascomycota; Sordariomycetes; Glomerellales; Glomerellaceae
Gene: tdiE-12
Product: putative methyltransferase tdiE
Exons: 8
Coding region: 1-1005 (334 amino acids)
Molecular function (GO): methyltransferase activity
Source: RefSeq, a predicted model, not a curated record
AUGUCCGCGCCCAACAUUGUGACUCCCGCAGGACGUGAACAUACCGAUAUUCGUCAUGUUGACGAGACUCAACUUAUAGUCGAUGAUGCUGAGGUCGCCGAUGACGACUCAUCAGAGCUUGGUGGUAGUAUUGCUUCUUCCCAGCAGACUACCAGUAGUAUUGCUAGCUCCAUUUGGAACUUCCAACUUGAGAAUGGUCGAACUUACCAUCGGUACAAGGAAGGACACCUCCAACAUGAACUAUGUCUCCUCACUCUGGACCGGAAGCUUGGUCUGGCACCGCCAAACGACGAGAACUCCAAGGUCAACCGUGUGCUUGACCUAGGCACCGGCACUGGGCUGUGGGCCAUCGACUUCGGAGAUGUCCACCCCAAUGCAGAGGUUCUUGGCGUUGACCUUUCUCCCCCAGCGGCUGAAGCUCCACCGAACGUAGGAUUCGAGGUCGAUGAUGUUGAAGAACCAUGGACGUACACCCAGCCCUUUGACUACAUCCAUAGUCGAUUCAUGACAUCGAGCAUUUCGAAUUGGCAGAAAUACACCCAAAACUCCUUCGAUAAUCUGACGCCCGGAGGAUACUUCGAGCUUUUGGAGGUUGGUGGCCAGCUUCAGUCACACGAUAACACGCUGAGACCUGACUCCGCCGUUGUAAAAAGCGGUAAGCUUUUGAGAGAGGCAUGUGCAAUUCUGGGCCGGCCGUUUCAGAGCAUUCCGUCUUUGGUCGACGUCAUGAAGGAGGUUGGCUUUGUCGAUAUCGUUAUGACCAAGUACAAGUGGCCUAUGAAUUCGUGGCCCAAAGACCCGAAGCAUAAACUCAUCGGCACUUGGUCACUCCACAAUAAUCUUGAAGGAAUUGAAGGUUGGACCAUGGCUGCCUAUACCAGAGCGCUGAACUGGAAGAAAGAGGAAGUGCAGGCCUUCCUGGUCGAUGUCCGGAACGGACUGAAAGACAAGAGCAUGCAUGCAUACGUGCCGAUUUACGCUAUCUACGGGAGGAAGCCAGAGUAA